CUCCGCUCCCCGCGCCCGCCGGGGCGUGCGCUCCCUUCCCAGCAGCCCUCGGGCUGCUCAGAGCAGCGGACACCAGGACCCCAAGAUGGCGUCAGUCGUACCAGUGAAGGAGAAGAAACUCAUGGAUGUCAAACUAGGGGAGCUGCCAAGCUGGAUAUUGAUGCGGGAUUUUUCCCCAAAAGGCAUUGCUGGAGCCUUUCAAAGAGGUUACUACCGGUAUUACAACAAGUACAUCAAUGUGAAGAAAGGGGGUGUCGCUGGGCUUUCCAUGGUGCUGGCGUGUUACGUACUUUUCAGCUACUGCCUUUCUUACAAGGAACUCAAGCAUGAGCGGCGACGCAAGUACCACUGAAGAGGGACCAGUGUGGAGGGCGCUCUGCACUCCUGACCAUGACCUCCUUGGCCUGCACCCCUCCGUGAGGAAGUCAGUCAUUGCUGAAUACUUUCAAAUCCUAAUUGAGAAUUAAUGCCCAAUAAAAGAUGGAAACAGUG
Messenger RNA from Cynocephalus volans (Philippine flying lemur), 492 nucleotides. It is a transcript of the gene ATP5MF, whose product is annotated as ATP synthase membrane subunit f. NCBI's taxonomy places the organism in Eukaryota, Metazoa, Chordata, Mammalia, Dermoptera, Cynocephalidae. The transcript is spliced from 4 exons. Gene Ontology annotation, molecular function: proton-transporting ATP synthase activity, rotational mechanism. The record is from RefSeq and is a predicted model, not a curated record. Bases 86 to 352 code for a protein of 88 amino acids. Gene Ontology annotation, biological process: proton motive force-driven mitochondrial ATP synthesis.